GUGAACGCAUCAUUUGUUCCGUCGUCACUUCCUGAUUCAAGAUGGCGGCGACCUUGUGCGGAAAACUACUCUCUAAACAGGCAUGGCUUCCCCUCACACAGACCGUCCGUCACGGCUCCAAGGCGGUGACCCGUCACAGGAGGCCGAUGCACAUCCUCAAACAGAAGCUCAUGGCCGUCACUGAGUACAUCCCCCCCCCACGGGUCAUCCCUCCAGGAGCCUACCCCUACCAGAGAGCUCAAGUCCAGGAGGAGGACAGUGCAUUCACGUUGGUCAUAAAGAAGAAUUUGAAGAACGUGUUCCAGGACUUUAAGAUGAUCGCUGUGGUCCAGAACAACAACAGUAACGCUGAAGACCUGAUGGUUCUCAAGCACAGACUUCAUAAACAUGGCAUCACUGUCAAGUUCUUCCCCAACCAGGUGGUUCAGUCAUUCCUAAAAGACAGUUUUUACUCCAACAUGGCUCCUCUGUUCAUCGGUCCGACAGUUCUGUUUGUGAGUAAAGAGCCAAAAGUGAAGGAGAUGCUGGCGGCUCUGAGGUCCAGCCCACAGAUGACGCUCCUCGGAGCCUGUAUCGACAAAACGCUGCUGAGCGCACAGGGGGUGGUGAGCUACUCCAAACUGCCGUCAGUCUCUGUGGUCCAGGGCGAACUGGUCAGCGGGCUGACGAUGCUCACCUCCCACACAGCCUCCCUGCUGCAGCGCCACCCGGCCCACCUGUCGGCCCUCCUGCAGCAGUACGUCAAACAGCAGAGCUCGGAGGACGGAUCGGAGGGAGCUCCUAAAGCAGAGGAGGCCACGUAGAGCGGCAGACAGAAUCACUGGGACUGUUGCAGAUUUUCCAGCUGCUUGGAAUGACGAGGGACUGUUGGGUUGGAUGCGUAUUUAGAAUUUAUUAUAAUUUAACAACAGAGUUCCAGGCAGACUUUAGCUGCUGGUUCACCCAGCUUUACUUGAGCUUCGACUGGAGCAGUUCAACUGGCCAGAGGAGCACUGUGGCUGCUGUGAAUGAAGGAAGCUGCAGACUUGACUGUUUUCAGUGCACCUCAACCUCCUCAGUGGAGGUUUUGGAUGGACAAGUGCUGCAGAAAAUAUGAGUGACCCCCCCCCAAGAAAUUCCUUAAUUUAAGGAUAUUGUCACAUAUAAAUAAACUAUUUC
Anoplopoma fimbria (sablefish) is the source of this 1158-nucleotide messenger RNA. It is a transcript of the gene mrpl10, whose product is annotated as mitochondrial ribosomal protein L10. Bases 42 to 803 code for a protein of 253 amino acids. The record is from RefSeq and is a predicted model, not a curated record. NCBI's taxonomy places the organism in Eukaryota, Metazoa, Chordata, Actinopteri, Perciformes, Anoplopomatidae. Gene Ontology annotation, molecular function: structural constituent of ribosome. Gene Ontology annotation, cellular component: mitochondrial large ribosomal subunit. Gene Ontology annotation, biological process: translation. The transcript is spliced from 5 exons.